Messenger RNA from Mya arenaria, 1856 nucleotides. RefSeq names its product RING-type E3 ubiquitin-protein ligase PPIL2-like. Lineage: Eukaryota; Metazoa; Mollusca; Bivalvia; Myida; Myidae. Gene Ontology annotation, molecular function: peptidyl-prolyl cis-trans isomerase activity; ubiquitin-ubiquitin ligase activity. Gene Ontology annotation, cellular component: catalytic step 2 spliceosome. The record is from RefSeq and is a predicted model, not a curated record. The coding region runs from base 88 to 1653 and encodes 521 amino acids. The transcript is spliced from 19 exons. Gene Ontology annotation, biological process: protein folding; protein peptidyl-prolyl isomerization; protein polyubiquitination.
UUUUUCAAUUUCAUAGACCUGUCGGUGUUGAAAUAUUAUUUUGAUGUAAAAGUUGCUUUCGAAAAAAAUACUCUAAGGAUAAACAAAAUGGGUAAAAAGCAACAUCAGAAAGAUAAAUUAUAUCUGACAACUACAGAAUGGAAGAAUCAGUUUGGCGGGUACAAAGGAAAACAGGUGAAGAAUCAAGACUUCCGCCGUCUACCAUUCUCAUGCUGCACAUUGUCCAUGCAGCCAUUUGAAAAUCCUCUGUGCACAAAAGAUGGAGUAAUUUAUGAUCUUAUGAGCAUAGUCCCCUUCUUGAAGAAGUAUGGUAUUAACCCUGUCACAGGAGACAAACUCAGUGCCAAGGAACUGGUCAGACUCAACUUCCACAAAAACGCUGAUGGCAAGUAUCAUUGUCCAGUGACAUUCAAGGUCUUCAAUGAGAACACUCACAUUGUUGCAGUAAGGCAAACUGGAAAUGUCUUCGCUAAUGAGGCUGUGGAGAGACUAAAUGUCAAAACAAACUUCUGGAGGGAUCUACUUACAGAUGAACCAUUCACCAGGAAAGACCUUAUUACAAUACAGGACCCAACUAACCUAGACAAAUUUAACAUCCAGAAGUUCUACCAUGUGCAGAAAGGCCUCAAAGUCACCGAGGAUGAUGAAGAUGUAUCCUCUAAGGAUCCUAAGAACCGAUUGAAGACGAUCAACGCUGAGACGCGCGAUGUGCUGGCCACAUUGGAGAAGGAGUAUAAAGCUCCUGAAAAAAGAACAGAAACCAAAAAAGUAGCUGACAAAUUCAACUCUGCGCACUACUCAACGGGGGCGGUUUCUGCCUCGUUCACCUCUACUGCUAUGGAGCCCACCACUCAACAUGAAGCAGCAAUCAUUGAUGAGGACAUUAUCCGAUAUGAAAGAUUAAAGAAGAAGGGCUAUGUUCGUCUGCUCACCAACCGCGGACCACUGAAUCUCGAACUUCAUUGUGACAUGGUUCCAAAGACAUGUGAGAAUUUCAUCAAGCUGACCAAGAGAGGCUACUAUGAUAACACCGUAUUUCAUCGCAUAAUUAGAAACUUCAUGAUUCAAGGUGGUGACCCGGAAGGCACUGGUAAAGGAGGGGAGUCAGCAUGGGGCGGGACGUUCAAGGAUGAGUUCAAACCCAACUUGACCCACUCGGGCCGUGGUGUUCUCUCCAUGGCAAACUCUGGACCUGACACCAACAAGUCCCAAUUUUUCAUAACAUUCCGAUCUGCCAGACAUCUUGAUGGAAAACAUACAGUGUUUGGGAGGGUUGUAGGUGGCCUGGAGACGCUUGAUGCCAUGGAGAAAAUAGAGGCUGACAAGAAGGAUCGACCACAGAAAGAGAUCCGUAUUGAGGCAACGGCAGUUUUUGUUAACCCAUAUGAGGAGGUGGAUGAAGAGCUUGCCAAUGAGAGAGAGGAUGAGUUGAGUCGUCAGGCCGCUGCGGAGGCGGAGAAAAGAAAGCCCAAGAGUCGGAAGGAGGAGCCCAAAAUAGAACACAAGGUCUUCUCUGCAGGCGUCGGCAAAUAUAUUAAUCCUUCUACCCUGAAAAGAAAGAUGGCAGAGACCGAGGCAACUGUUUCAUCAUCAGAGGGCACAAAGAAGAAGGUGAAAACUAAGACUUCACUUUCAGACUUCAGCGCUUGGUGACUUUUAAAUGAUCAUGUGGAAAGAAAUGUUUCAGCAUGUGCAUGAAAACGUUUUGAAUAAGUUUCAUUCAAAAGUAUUACGGUACUACUGAUAUGCUCAUAUUCAAUAGCAUCGUGAAUUCUUUUUUGCAAAGGUUGGAAGUCAUUUAUAUUGUGAAAUUGUUAUUUGUAUGAAUUUGUCAAAAUAAAAGUUUUAACAUUUUA